Octopus sinensis (East Asian common octopus) is the source of this 2859-nucleotide messenger RNA. Its product is annotated as zinc finger protein 239-like. The record is from RefSeq and is a predicted model, not a curated record. NCBI's taxonomy places the organism in Eukaryota, Metazoa, Mollusca, Cephalopoda, Octopoda, Octopodidae. The coding region runs from base 1787 to 2707 and encodes 306 amino acids. Gene Ontology annotation, molecular function: RNA polymerase II cis-regulatory region sequence-specific DNA binding; DNA-binding transcription factor activity, RNA polymerase II-specific. The transcript has 2 exons. Gene Ontology annotation, biological process: regulation of transcription by RNA polymerase II.
AGUUCUCGGUGAACACCGCCAAAAUGUUCCGACAAAGGGAGUUGAGGGGAAAAACAUCCUAAUGUUUAUUAUUAAUUUUAUUUCAAAGCUUGAAACAGAACUUUUCGGGAUGUGGAAACUACCCGCUCCCCCACUUCGCCAUUCCGGUUGAAAUAUACAAACACACACCACUGAUAUAUAUAUAUAUAUAUAUCAAUGUUUACGUAGAUCAGUUACACCAGUGUCUGUUUUUGUUUGGUUGUUUUCAAUAAUGACAUUUGGUCGAGAUUCUUGGAAAUUAACCAAAGACAGUAAUGGCAAGUUCCCCUCCGUGACACCCACGUCGGUUCGCUCUUGGUUUCCUAGAUGAACUGCUAUAUCCACAUUUUACUUUGUGUCUCGUCUCCGGAAAAGUUCCACUGAAGAUUCACACCUCCAUACCCCUGACACAGCUACAGUCUCUCUUCAGAAUGUCUUCCACACCAAGUUCCUCCAAAAGCCAGCAACAACAACUCUUACAUCAAUCAGAAAAUCAUUACAUUUACAGAGCCUAAGAAGCAUCAACAAAUUUCCACCUUUUACCUGUGUUUAUUGCAAUAAGAAUAUAUUCGCUUCCAUAAGUGUUUUGUCUUGCUGUUACUUCAAACUCUUCUUGCUAGAGUUUACCGCAGUCAUUUCCUUUGAGUUGUGUAUCCCCUGAUGAUCUUCUUCCCCACUUUGUCCCCAGCAACACAUCAUCUCUUGUCAUAUCAGUGCAUUCUAUGGUUAUUUAGUCACAUUCACUUAAUUACUACCCUCAGCUCUUGUUCUAACCUCUUCCAGUAGUUCAUUUUUACUCCUCCAGCUUCCUCCGUCUUGAGAUAUUUGUUACAAGCUAUCAACCACUUCUCACUCAAAGUUACCUUGGAAUGGGGGUGAAACUCCUGUAACCCCACCAAAAAUGUUGUAACCCCAAUAUACCCUCCACCAGAAAUGUUAGGAAUGAUAUAUAUUUUAUUGGUCAUUGAUGUAUGUAAGUGAUGCCAACUUGAAGAAGUUAGGUUUGACCUGUGAUCCAUGCUGACAUAAAUAUAAUUUCCUGCUGAACUGCCACAGAAAUAAAAGUAGAAAAUUAAAAAUAAACAACCAGAUUAAUCAAGAAGAUAAAAACAACAAAAGACAAUGCAUUAAAUUUCAUUUUCAAAUUAUCAGUUAUCAUCAUUAUCGUCAUCAGCAUCUCCAUCAUCAACAAAAUCCUUACUUUUCAUUGUCAUCACAGACCUGUACUGUGAUUUAUAUUAGUAAAUCUUUCAAAACACUCAUUGCCAAACAUCAAAACACUCACCCACUCAGUGAGAAGGUGGAGAUAAAGAACAGGAAAUCUUGAUUGCUUAAACCAGUGUUGUUGUAGGUGACUGAUUGAUAACAAUCCUUAGAUUCUCAUACAUAUAUAUAUAUAUAUGUCAGCAGUAUUUGAAAAAUCAGGGUAGACCUUGGAUAUUACUUUCAUGACCGUUGUUACGAUGAUGAUUCAAAUAUUGGAGGAAUAACAUAAGUAAGCAGAACAGAUUCAAUACCUUCGCAUUCCACUAUUGUGGUGUGUUUCCAGACUAUUCCAUUGUUUAAGAAACAAAUUGUGGCAUCAUAUCAAAUAGAUAUAAAAAAAAAAGAAAGAAGAUGGUUAAGACCAAUCAUAGUAAUAUUUGUUAAAUCUUGCUCUCUAAAACACACUUCUAAAACUUGCCUGAGUGUAACACCUAUUCAAAAAUCACACACUUACAGUUUUUUUUUUUUUUUUUUUUGACAUUUUAAAAAUCAGGUUGUAAAAAUGUAUUUUGUUGAGAAAUAUGUUGUUGAAAAACGAUACAAAUGUGAAGUGUGCAACAAGUGUUUUACAGGGAGUUCAGAUCUGCGUAUCCAUACCAGGACACAUACGGGGGAGAAACCCUACCAAUGUGACCACUGCAAACAAGCUUUCACAACGUCUUGGAACUUAAAAACUCAUAUUCGGACACACACUGGGGAACGCCCAUUCAAGUGUGACCUUUGUGGUAUUGGUUUCACAACUUCAUCUUCACUAAAGAUCCACACACGCAUUCACACAGGUGUGAAGCCAUUCACCUGUUCAAUCUGUCAGAAAAUGUUUUCUGAUCGCUCUCAUCUACAACGUCAUUUACGAAUCCACACAUCGGAGAAACCUUUUCGUUGUGUCAUCUGCGAAAAGAGUUUCUCCACCAGCACACACCUGAAACACCACAUUUGGACUCAUACAGAUCAGAAACCGUUCAUGUGUGACAUGUGCGACAAAUCCUUCCCAGACAAUUUCCAAUUGAAGCGUCACAUUCAGACUCAUUCGAACGAGAGACCGUAUCAGUGUUCUGUCUGUCUGAAAUCCUUCUCCACCAGUACCAACCUCCGACGUCACGAGUGGACGCACACCACCGAGAGGCCCUACAUAUGUGAUAUCUGUGGUAAAUCUUUCUCCACUAACUGUAAUUUGUUACGCCAUACUAAAAUACACACUGACCACAUUCUGUCGAACAUUAACAUGAGGCGAGCUACAGCUCCCCCUGGAUUAGACGGCAACAAACUAGAAAAAGAUAAAAGCGAGGUAAAAGAAGAGGAGAAAAAAGAAGAGUACCCCUUUGAUUUUAAAUCCACCUUUUCUGAACAGAGUACCUCAUUCUCCCAUGAUAUAGAUACCCCAAUGAUUAAAGACACCACUUUAUUACAGAUGUACUAUUCAUAGUCGACAGUCCCUACAUACAGAUUUUUGUUCCCUAUCGUAUCAUGUUAUUUAGUGAAACACUAUCUGAGCCCUCCAUCCUACCGUAAUUGGUACAGACUGGAACAUAGAAUUAAACAAAUUUCAUAAAAGUCAUAAAUCUCUCUACACCAAUG